Haliotis rubra (blacklip abalone) is the source of this 2210-nucleotide messenger RNA. RefSeq names its product BRISC and BRCA1-A complex member 2-like. Gene Ontology annotation, biological process: double-strand break repair. Bases 45 to 1205 code for a protein of 386 amino acids. The transcript has 11 exons. NCBI's taxonomy places the organism in Eukaryota, Metazoa, Mollusca, Gastropoda, Lepetellida, Haliotidae. The record is from RefSeq and is a predicted model, not a curated record. Gene Ontology annotation, cellular component: BRCA1-A complex; BRISC complex.
CAGUCUGUUUCACGGUCAGACAAUCAAGUGUGUCCCAAUAGUAAAUGGACGUGAAGAUGGUUCAGGAGGCAGAGAAGGAAAUACUGGCAUGUAUUUCACCGCGGAUCAGACAUAUGAUCGAAGCCUUGAUGCUUGAAGGAAAAGUUGGUGUGUGUUUUGGGAAGGUUCGAGUGAUUGACACACUGACAAGUUGCGCCUCAGUUCACACGUACCCCAACUGCGACAGGUUCAAGCUUAUCGUACCAUAUGCUGGCCAGUCCAUCACAUGGGAAGUAUUGUUUGACUGCAACCAUCCGAAGGAUCCUCCAGAUUUCAUAUUUGGCCCAGAUGAUGAUGAGUUUUGUCCAAAUUUGGAAGAUCUACAGUGUUUGCAUGACUGGGACUAUGAUGACUCGCGAUCGCUGUUGGAGAUGGUGUCAGAACUACUGGAGAAGUAUCGUCUACAUCAGCAGACGUUGAUAGAGAAGAGCUCACGACUCAGUUUUGACUUCUCCUCACUCAUGCUCCAGGAAGAAAUCACACCAACAGAUGUCGAGAUCAUGCUUUCUAAGAAUGAGCAUGGCAAGAUGGGGUCAGUGAAGUUCCUUGUGAAAUUGUCCAUAGAUUUCUCAAAGAUUCCGGCAUAUUUAACAAAGGACAACCCGGGAGAAGACUCGGCAAUGUUGUUGUUAAGUCUUCCAUCUCCAGAGAGUUCACGAGUCACACCCCAACUGUUCCUGUCACCCAAAGUAGAACACGCCCUAGGUGGAUCAUCCAGUCUGCGGAUACCCAACUUUGUAUCAGGAACACCCUUAGGGGAUUAUGUGCAUAAAGUAUGUCAACUGUUGAAAAACAAGGUGGAUAUAGUGAUACAAGGCCACGACAAGAAGAAGGAGUACCUGGCUUCCUUCUUAAGCCUGUAUGGCAGAUCGGUUCUUGAAUAUGACAUGGAGAACUUUAACAAGAUGUCAUACCUGUUUGAGUGGAAUGACUUCUUCUUUGUAAUCAUUAUUGAGAUGCCACUCUUCUUCCCCAAAGAGCAGCCAGUGUUCACGUUUCAGUCUAUAUACCACGAACACAAGGGCAAACCAUACACGGAAUCCUACCACGACUACCCCUACAGCCCUCGCUGGAGUGGCACCGAGAUGGCCGAGAGGGCAAGAUCAUUUAUUCUUGACACAGUAGGAGUCUUCCAGAGGACUUCAGUGCAGAAUGGACAGUUUUGAGAUUGCCAUACACUUAAUUUUCAACAACCUUAGUGCAAUGCGACUUCCACAGUCUUCGGUGCUCAGUGGCUCCCAACACAAGAGAAAAAUCAGGAUUUGACAUUUUUAUCUGAAAGAAGAUUCCACAUCCUCUGUAACAUUUUGCCAUCUGAAUUUGAGAUGCUUACUUGUGCGUCAUGCAUAAGAAUGUUCAGGUGGGUGGGUGUUGGGGGUUCAUCAGCUUGAUGUCGACCAAGUCAUCAAUUCACUUAACCACUGAUAACGAUGUGAUUCUUGCAGUGCCAACAGUGACCCCUCAGUUCUUAGCUUUACAGCGGAAGCUCUUAAAGGGAGUGUUUCUCUUUAUUGUGACAUGUGACUCACUGCAGUGCAUGAAUGAGAUAUAUUAUAUGAUACGUGCUAUUAGAUAUACUUGUUCAUGAAUGAUCCAACAUUUUUAUGACUUGGAUCAGUUGUGAACUUUUUGUACGUUUGUAACUUAGUUUUACUUACUGACGAAUAACACUAAAAUGUCUUAGUUGUGAUGGGGAAUCAGGACAUACCUUUAAAAGUAACAUCAGGAAUGAUGGGGUAGUGCAGUGGUUAAAGUGUUCGCUUGACAUGCUGGAGUCCUGGGUUUGUACCUCACAUGAUGUAUGAAGCCCUAGGUCCCCUGCUGUAUUAUUGCUUAAAUAUUCUGAAAUAUUCCCAGUUAAAAGCCACACUCACUCUCACACCAAGUAAUAUCAUUGUGACAACCCAAUCAAUUGUUCCAUGAUCUCUUUCAUUCAAUGAUUUCCCUUAACUAAGUACAGCUAAGUGGUUGUAACCGAGGAUAUUUUAAGCUUUAAGUUUGCAGAACCAAUUACCAGUGCUACAAACUGUCACUGUGCAAUGAAAGCGGACAUUUGACCGAUCUGUGAGUGAACUGAUAAAAUACAAAAAACUUAUUUAGAAACAUCAGUUUCACAAGUACAUUAUUAGAAACCAUAUUAUAAAAACCAAUAAACUGAAUAUGGGCAUUAA